CCCCCCCGGCCGGUCCUGCCUCCCUCCUGCCCGGCUUCAACAUGAUGAAGUUUAGGUUUCGUCGGCAGGGCACCGACCCGCAGAGGGAGAAGAUAAAACAGGAGCUUUUCGCCUUCAACAAGACUGUGGAGCAUGGGUUCCCUCAUCAGCCCAGUGCUUUGGCCUUUGACCCCAAGCUGCAACUUAUGGCCAUCGGGACAAAGUCAGGAGCUAUUAAAGUCCUGCCAGAUGAUUACAGAUGUGGGAAAUCUUUGGGGCCGGUGGAAUCUCUUCAGGAACAUCCUCAGCAGUCUGGGAAGAUUCUGAUCGGCUACAGCCGGGGCCUGGUGGUCCUAUGGGAUCUGAGCACCCGUCAUGCCGAGCAGCUCUUCCUGGGCAAGCAGCAGCUGGAGAGCCUGGUAUGGGAACGCUCUGGAAACUUGUUUGUCAGUUCCCAUAACGAUGGAGGUUACUCCGUUUGGGCUGUUACUAAUGGCAACACCUACAAUCACCAGCCAGUGUCGUCAACCAUUCCAUAUGGUCCAUUUCCCUGCAAGGCCAUCAACAAGAUCCUGUGGAGGACAACACAGACGGGUUCCCCAGUGUUGUUAUACAGUGGUGGGAUGCCCAGAGCCAGCUACGGUGACCGCCACUGUCUGACCAUCCAACAAGACAAAGACCACGUCACUCUGGACUUCACAUCCCGAGUCAUCGACUUCUUCACUGUCCACAGCAUAGAGCAAGAGAAAGAGUACGAUGACCCGUCAGCCUUGGUAGUGUUAUUGGAAGAGGAGCUGGUUGUGAUCGACCUCCAGACCCCAGGGUGGCCCACUCUGCCCACACCUUACCUGGCUCCUCUCCACUCCUCAGCCAUCACCUGCUCCUUCCACAUCUCCAGCGUCCCUCCCAAACUCUGGGAGAGGCUGGUUAACGCCGGCAGAGCACAGCAGGGCCGACAACACGCGCACGGGAGUUGGCCGAUAUGUGGAGGGAAAAACCUGGCACCUCAACCCAAACAGCAAGAGCUGCUGUUGACAGGACAUGAAGACGGCACUGUGCGUUUCUGGGAUGCAUCAGGUGUUGCUCUUACUCCGCUGUACAAACUCAGCACGGCCAAUGUCUUUCACACUGACUGUGACCCUAGCGACGAUCCCCAGGACCCUAGCGACGACCCCGACAUGCAGCAGGAGGAGGAAUGGCCUCCCUUCAGGAAGGUGGGAUGUUUUGACCCGUACAGUGAUGACCCCAGGCUGGGCAUCCAGAAGAUCAGUCUGUGCAAAUACAGCAACAAGCUGGUGGUGGCUGGAACUGCUGGACAGGUGAUCGUUCUGGGUUUGAGCGACGAGCGUUCUGACCACCUGGUGGACGUGUCGGUGGUUGAUCUGCUACAGGACAGGGAGGGCUUCACCUGGAAGGGCCACGACAGGCUGGAGCCGCGUCUUAAACCCGCCCCCUUCCCCCCAGGCUUUCAGCCGCUAGUGCUGGUGCAGUGCCUGCCCCCGGCCUCUGUAACGGCGGUGGCGCUGCACGCAGAGUGGAACCUGAUCUCCUUCGGGACGAGUCAUGGAUUUGGCCUGUUUGACUACCACAGACGAAAUGCAGUACUGGCCAGGUGCACCCUGCACCCUAAUGACUCCUUGGCAAUGGAGGGCCCCCUUUCCAGAGUCAAGUCCUUGAAAAAGUCCUUACGACAGAGCUUCAGACGCAUCCGCAAGAGCAGGGUGUCGGGGAAGAAGCGCACCAUCACCACACCCACCAGCAAGGUCCAGGAGGCUAACGCUGCUCUAGCGGAGCAGGAGGAUGUGGCUCCGGUGCAGCGAAGGAUUGAACCCCGGUCAGCAGACGACUCGCUGUCUGGAGUUGUCCGCUGUCUCUGCUUCGCUGACACCUUUCUACGUGACGGUACACAUCACGGCCCCACGCUAUGGGCGGGCACCAACUCGGGGAGUGUGUACGCCUAUGCUCUGGAGGUGCCUGGCGUGGGCUCGGGGCGUGUGUGCGAGCGCGGCGGAGCGGGCGAAAGCAGUGUGUGUGUGGAGGCUGUGUUGGGUAAAGAGAUCCAGCUGAUGCACAGGGCCCCCGUUGUGUCAAUCUCUGUGUUGGAUGGCCGGGGGAAGCCGUUACCCGACCCCUAUGAAGCCUCCCAGGACCUCGCCAUCGCGCCGGAUAUGACCAACGCUCACUCUGUCCUCAUCGCCUCAGAGGAACAGCUGAAGGUGUUCUCUCUCCCCAAGGUGAGCGCCAAGACCAAGUUCAAGCUGACGGCGCACGAAGGCUGUCGGGUGAGGAAGGUGGCCCUGGUGAUCUUCAGCUCCACAGCUCAGGAAGACUACAGCGAACACACACUGGUCUGUCUGACCAACCUGGGCGACAUGCACCUCUUUAACAUACCUGCCCUUCGACCUCAGGUGCGCUACGACUGCAUCCGUAAAGAAGACAUCAGUGGCAUUGCUUCCUGCGUCUUUACCAAGAACGGACAGGGUUUUUACCUGAUCUCUCCCUCUGAGUACGAGAGGUUCUCCCUGUCUGCCAAGGUCCUCACUGAACCGCUCUGCUCUGUUCAGCUGGACCGACCACUAGAGCCCACACCUGCCAGCGAUGGCACGCCGACGCAGCCGCAGGCCAACGGAACCCACAAGAACCAGAUGGGUCAGGCUGAGGGGCAAACAGAAGAGCCUCCGAGCGCCCUGUCCUCUCCAAUCCUGGACACCCCGCUGGACUCCCCCCUCAGCUGCGCCGACCUCACCCUCGACUCCACCGGAGAAAUCACUGUGGAGGAUGUCAGGGAUUUUCUAACCACCGUCGACGAGGCAGAGAAUAACCUAAAGAACAUUAAAGAGGAGGAGGGACGCUCGACUGGCAUCCUCAUUAACUGAACAGUAUUACAGGGAGGGGCUCAAGUGGUCUGGAUGGACCGGAUUUCAGUGCUGGACCACAAACAUCUCCCAUCAGCCUACUGUGGAGCCCCCAGCCAGCACUCUACUCUCUCCUGUUAGCCUGGCACCAGCUGGGAGGAAAGCCUUAAUACGGACAAAGAAUACAGCAUGAAAGACCCUUGUUGUGGUUCCUCCUCAUUGGAAGAACUAAAUCUUCUUCUGUAACCACUUUGGAAACAUGACAUUGCCUCCGACAUGGGCACGCAGACAGCCUCUACCUUGCCGGGCGUGGAUGGAUUUGGACCAGAUUAUUCUGAUUUCAAGAACUGAAAACUGGAAUUUCCUUCAUCCAUCUUGACUUUCUCUGUGCGAUCAUUCCUCCUUGGCCCUUUCCCCCGGUGACGUGACGGUCAUGGGAUGUGACUGUGGCUCAGCCUUUUGGAGCAAAGGGCUGUUACAUUCUGCAUAGGAGACUUACCGGUGAUGUUUCUGUGUUUUUAUAUUUCUAUCCACAGUCUUUGUGGCGUGCUAGAAUCGGUCUGAGGCCCCCCCCCCCCCCCACCCACAGUUGGAACUGGAAUUGGCAGUCGCCGAAUAUCCUUGUUGAUUCCUCGUGCACACUAGUGGAUGUGUUGGAUUGUUCUGCACGCUGCCUAACACCACAACAGCCCUGCGAAUGACCCGCGCUUAUGAACUGAGGAUGUUCAGCAGAGACCGAGCGUUUUUAGAGAGCAAGACUAGCAAAUGAAGUAUUUUGAGUAUUUGUGUAUUAAAAGCUGUAGCAUUUGUAUUCUUCCCCUAUUAUGUGCCAUUAAGGGCAGUUGAAUUGCCUCGCCCAGUGUCCUGUGUGAGGCGGUGCAUUAAUCAACUGUUUUCAAAUCAGAGAGCCAGUAUGUUACUACACACAAGCACAUCACCGCCAAGGUUGAAGGAAGGAAGCUCUCUGUCUACUCUCUCGGUGUUGAAGAAAAAGAGUGCCGGGGUUAAUGAAGGUGGUUUAUAUUGCAAAGAUUGAUGCUUUAUUAAAUAUGUUUUGUACGGCUUUUGGAGAAAGUAAAGGUAUUUUAAUGAGAACUAGAACGGGGGACGCGAGAGGAGAGAAUAAACACCAAUUUCAAAGGGAACCAGCUGGUGAAGAGGGAAGGGAAGGUGGUUCUGUAUAUUUAGGACUAGAGAAGAUUUAGGUGAAAUAAUAUUUUUGACACUUUUUGAAUUACCUUUAUUGCUAAAUGCAUGACGUUGGACAAAUACAUUCUUUAUCUCUUAUUUGUGUUUUUAUCAGGCAAGUGCAAACUGGGCCAUGAGUCACGUGGGGAGGGUGGGCCGCGACAUCUGGGCAGUGUAAUACGGAGGUACACCGGUACGACACAUCUGCAGUGAAUUCUUUAAGCAGCCUUUUAUUCUGUGACGUCAGUGAAACAUCUGUCAGCAGUGAAACAAUAAAGUUUGUUUUUAAUCCUCAUUUUCUGCCCUAGUUUGGUCAAAUUGGGACUGAUGAAAAUUUAAAAAAAGUUCUUGGUAGUUAAAAAAAUAAAAAAGUGGAUGAAGGAUGCGGCAAAAAGAGUCUUCAGUUGAAUUUCUCCUCCCUCCUCUGUUGAUGUUACAUCAUCUCAUGCAGAAAUCUCUUUUUGACGGGACUCAGGGAAGUGUGUGGCAAGGGAAGCAAAGUCAGUCUGAAUGCUAAAGUGUUAUGUACUGUGUACUAUGAUGCACCCAGGAGAUGUCUUUUUUUGGGGGGGGGUUUCUGUGAAUCGGUGCAUUCUGGGUAAUAUUGGCUUGAUGCAGAGGUUUGAUCACCAGUAUUUUUAACCCUUUUUAAAAAAAAAAAAGUUUUACUGUGUAAAAACAAAAAAUAUAUACAGUAUCUAUACCUAGGUUUACAGAAGACAGGUUUCUAACAGCAAGCCGAUGAUAGAAUAAAAUGUUAGAGCUAGAACUGGUUGUAGCCUAAAAACCGCUCAGUAUUCAAGCUUUUCAAUCACCUCACGUAAAACUAAAUAAAAAGUAAAAAAGGGACCUCACUAUUAACUAAUGUAGCUCGACAGGUAGGAGUCAUGUUAAUGCUUUUUUACUUUUGUCUUAGCUUUUUUUUGGUGCUCUGGUUGACACACAAAUAAUUAACACUUUGAUGCUACAGCUGGCACAAUUUACCUUUUUAAUUCCUCAAUUAAAAUGAAUUUGUUUCUACUUUGUCAUUCAGUUUUGUGAGUAGGAUUUUAAUCAGGCCAUUUAGCAUUUUGGCUGAUGAAGAAUUGUGAAUGUUAAUAAAAUUAUUUACUCUCUAUGGGA
Morone saxatilis (striped sea-bass) is the source of this 5144-nucleotide messenger RNA. RefSeq names its product LLGL scribble cell polarity complex component 1 (gene llgl1). Gene Ontology annotation, biological process: cortical actin cytoskeleton organization; establishment of spindle orientation; regulation of protein secretion. The record is from RefSeq and is a predicted model, not a curated record. Gene Ontology annotation, cellular component: cortical actin cytoskeleton; cytoplasm; plasma membrane. NCBI's taxonomy places the organism in Eukaryota, Metazoa, Chordata, Actinopteri, Moronidae. Gene Ontology annotation, molecular function: GTPase activator activity; myosin II binding.